Messenger RNA from Amphibalanus amphitrite, 507 nucleotides. RefSeq lists its product as uncharacterized. The record is from RefSeq and is a predicted model, not a curated record. Lineage: Eukaryota; Metazoa; Arthropoda; Thecostraca; Balanomorpha; Balanidae. The transcript is spliced from 3 exons. The coding region runs from base 16 to 363 and encodes 115 amino acids.
AUAAGGGGAACGAUAAUGUGGAAGUCAUCACUAUACUGUUUGGACGCUGCAGGUGCAGAACCACAGACAAUAACCAUGAAGCUGGCCAUCCUGGUGCUGUGUCUGGUGGCGGCGGUGGCUGCCAGCCCCACCCGCGGCUGCUGUGGAGGAGGCGCCGCCGAUGGAGCAGCCGGAGCCGACUCCGCCCAGGCCCAGGCGCCCGGCCUGCAACUGCAGAAGAGCUCGGCUUUUGCCGGGGGAGACGCUCAGGGAAACGCUGCCUCUAUUAACGAGGCUAAGAGUGACGUCUCGCAAACCCAGGGCUUCUUCGGAGAUAGCCAGUCUUCGGAUAACACGGCCAAGAGCGAUCAGUUCACUGGCUAGAGCGAGAAAACAACUCUUCGAAAAAACUCGACUAAUCGAAAAAGUUUUGGCCUCUGUUUGACAAGUGACUCCUCGUAUGUCAGUGAUGGUUUCUGUUGUUCGGCAUUUUGUUUUUGUGUAAUACAUUUGGCCAUUUUUCUCCAA